ACAGCAAAGAAUAGCAGCGGAUUUCAUGGGGCGGACUUUAGAGACAGAAGCCGGUAUCAAACCAAAUCCCAUCCUUAGGUGUGCGCUCCUCACGUGCGCUACGUAGCCUUCUCCCGCUAUAUGUCUUUGUAGAGGAGCCUGCCUAACUGAAAACAAUUCAGGAAGUGUUAGGGGAUAUAUAUGAUGUAAUGAAUUUGCAUUGAUCUGUCUUUUACUCGACUGUGUAUAUAUAUAUAUAUAGGCCUGAUAAUUAACAAUGGAUGCUGAAGUGGGCUCUAGUGAAAGGGAUUAUGCCCUGGUACCCACGAAUGGCAAAGAUGUGGACGAGCUCCGGAUCAACACCAAGGAACAGAGACCCACAUGGGGCCGGCGCCUGGAGUUCAUCCUGGCCUCGGUCGGGUACGCGGUGGGACUUGGAAAUGUCUGGAGGUUUCCUUACUUGUGCUACAGCAGUGGAGGAGGUGCCUUCAUGAUUCCUUACAUAACAAUGGUAUUCCUGUGUGGCAUUCCUCUGCUCUUUAUGGAAUUCACAAUUGGGCAAUACACCUGUUUAGGACCUGUGCAUGCUUUUGCCAAAAUAUGCCCUAUAUUAAAAGACAGAGACUAUCUACCCGGUCAAAACAACCUCCCAUUGAUUUCUCGCUCAUUUCUUCCUGGUUUAUGCUCUGUGCUAAACAAGGGCCAAAAGCAGGUGUUGGUCUGGCCACUGUUGUCAUCUCCUUUGUAUUUUCCACCUACUACAAUGUGCUCAUGAGUUGGGCAAUAUAUUACCUGUUCAACUCAUUUGGAUCAACUUUACCAUGGGAAUCAUGCAAUGAAACUUGGAAUGUAGUCCAAAACUGCUCCAGUGGUUUCACUGGCAAUGCAACCCACCUGCAAUCUGCCAGUCAGCAGUUUUUUGAUUAUAAACUUCUUGAAAAAACAGAGGGCAUAGAAGAUUCUGGUGGGCUUCGCUGGGAGCUGUUUGGCUGUCUAGUUACUGCCUGGGUCGUUGUCUAUAUGUGCAUAUUCAAAGGAGUUAAAUCCACUGGCAAGGUUGUGUAUUUCACAGCUAUUUUCCCAUAUUUCAUCCUGUUUGCCUUGCUCAUCAAUAAUGUGCAGCUUCCAGGGGCAGUCAAUGGCAUUCUUUUCUUUGUGACCCCAGUGUGGAGUAAACUGUUUCAAAUUAAGGUUUGGGUAAAUGCUGCUGCCCAAGUGUUUAACUCUAUUGGAAUCGCAUUCGGUUCAAUGAUUUCAAUGUCUAGUUACAACAAGUUUAACAACAACAUUCUCAGGGAUGCUUUGAUUGUGUCAGUGACAAACUCCUUCACAAGUAUCCUAGCAGGCUUUGUGAUCUUUUCUGCUAUUGGCUACAUGGCACACAUCCAUAACCUCCCAGUGGACAACAUUGCCACAGACGGCCCUGGAUUAGUUUUUGUGGUUUAUCCUGAAGUCAUUUCCACCAUGCCAGUGUUUCAGCUCUGGGCACCUCUCUUCUUCUUUAUGCUUCUGUGUCUGGGUCUUGACAGUCAGUUUGCCACCGUUGAAGUUGCCAUAACCUUCUUGAAGGACGAAUUUGGCACCAAAAUCCUCCAGUUUGUGAAGCAAGAAGAGCUUUUGGCUUUAGCUGUGUGUCUGCUCUGCUUUUUGCUGGGGCUCCCUCAUAUUACUAAGGGAGGUAUAUAUGUAUUUCAGCUAAUGGACCACUACACUGCUGUGGUUUCACUCGUGUUUCUGGCAUUUUUUGAAGUUGUGGCUGUCUGCUGGAUUUUUGGAGUCCCGCGUAUCUCUCUCAUGGUCAGAAGAAUGCUUGGGAGGCCUCCAAACAUCUACUUCCGUCUGUGUUGGCUUGUUUUCUGUCCUGUUUUGGUCCUGUGUAUUUUGGUGUCCAGUAUUAUCCAUUACACUCCAGUGCGUUAUGGAAAAUACAAAUAUCCAAACUGGGCUGACGGUGUGGGCUGGGCAAUCUCUCUGGUGUCUAUCAUAUGGAUACCACUGGGGGCUAUUCAUGAGAUGUACAUCAACAAGGGAUCCCUGUAUGAACGAUUCAAAGCAGCUAUAAAACCUACAGUAGAUCUGGAUGUGGACAACCCUCUAGGUAACCAAACCCAAUAGGUGGCUAUGCUGAAUUAAUUUCUACAAAACUUCAACCACUGAAGAAAAUCUGUUUAGUUCUACAGUGUAUGAUAUAACAUGUAAGCGUUUAUUCUCCUUGAUGUCGUAUAAUUUGUGACUACAUUCCUACUUAUUUCAAAAAAAAAACAAAACAUUUAGACUGGUAGAGAAAUUGUCUUUUACAUUUACUAAAUGACUUAUUGAGUUAAAAUAUAUACCCAUGUAUUUUUAUAUUUUAUGUAUUUGAAUGUUUUUGUGUAAACUGUAACAGUUCUCUGAUGUCUGAUACACAUUUUAAACCGUGUUAGUGGGCUAUGGCCACAGUGUUUAGCCUGGUUGAAUUUGUUCACUAUGGUGCCUUUGAUACUGCUAUCUAAACCAAAAUUGACAUCAACUUAGUUUUUUUCCAGUUUUUUGAAAAAUUGAAAUAGGAAAUACUGUAAGUGGAAUAAGCAGAGCUAGUAGAGCAAAACUAUGUGGAAUAUUUUUUGCUGUCCUGUGGAUUAUUCACUUUUGUCCCGUUUGUUCCCACACUGCAAACAGUAAAUGUUUAAACCUUACCUCACACUAGUCUUGACCUAAUAUGUGUGUAUGUACACACACACAU
Boleophthalmus pectinirostris (great blue-spotted mudskipper) is the source of this 2701-nucleotide messenger RNA. RefSeq lists its product as uncharacterized. The coding region runs from base 361 to 2094 and encodes 577 amino acids. The record is from RefSeq and is a predicted model, not a curated record. The transcript is spliced from 14 exons. Gene Ontology annotation, biological process: sodium ion transmembrane transport. NCBI's taxonomy places the organism in Eukaryota, Metazoa, Chordata, Actinopteri, Gobiiformes, Gobiidae. Gene Ontology annotation, cellular component: membrane.